CCAAAGAAGAAGAAGAAGAAGAAGAAGGUAGCGGAUAAGUAAGAUGAGGAAAUAGCUAAUCAGCUGCUGACAACAGCUUGUAAACUAUUCAGAGUUGUGACACACACUGUUUCUAACGUAUGAGCGGGUACUGGUGACACAGCUCCUUUCAGGGAGCAGCCACAGCUGGAGCCACCGCCGAGGACGGUGCUAACCGUAGCGGUCAAACCGGAGGUCCGGGGAAGCUUCACGGAAGGUCCCCCGAUCGGUGUUUGAUACCUGCUGCUCCGUGUGGUCUCAUCCAGGCAAUAAAGGAGGAAACUCCAUGCAGGUGUCAUCAGGUGAAGAAAGAUGCUGCCUGCAGUGAGAGCUGCUCAACGCUCCCUCAGAUACUUCAGGAGUAUCUGUAACUCUGCCAUGAAUACAGGAUACCAACAGGCUAAUGUGGUCAUCCUGCCCAAAAAUCUGGCCAAUGACUUUGAAGCCUUCUGUCGCAGUAACCCCGCCCCCUUGCCACUCCUUUAUCGCAGCCAGUUGGGAGAGACUUCCUGUCAACCUCUGGCUCGCCAUGCUGACAUAAGGACAGAUAUCUCUCAGUACUGCGUGUAUGAGGACGGUCGCCUGGUGAAAACGGUCUCCAGCCUGCAGAGUUACAGCCAUCAGCCGAGGUCUCCACCCGAGCAGCAGGCGGAGCAUCCCGGCACGUGGGCGCACAUGGUGUGUUUCUAUCUGGGCUGCAGCUUUGGCUUCGAGGGCAAACUGAAAGAUGCCGGAGUCCCCGUCAGGAACGUGGAGCAGGGCAGGAAUGUCAGCAUGUACAGGACUGCAGUUCGCUGUGUUCCUGCAGGAGUGUUCAGCUGCCCUCUAGUGGUCACGAUGCGUCCUGUCCCAGCUGCUCUGCUUGAUGCAGCAGUCAGGGUCACUUAUCUCAGUCCACUGGCACAUGGAGCUCCUGUACACAUAGGAGACCCAGCUCUCCUCGGCAUACAGGACCUAUCCAGGCCAGAUUACGGGGAGGCGGUGGAGCUGCAGCCUGGUGAUGUCACAGUCUUCUGGGCAUGUGGCGUGACCGCUAUCGAGGCGAUCCUCAGCAGCAAGCCUCCGCUUGCAUUCAGUCACUCGCCCGGCUGCAUGUUCCUCACCGAUGUUCCUGACUCUCCUUGCUCCACCAUAACUCAACCCUCUGACACCAAACCCAGUCCUGAGCUGAGCCCCCUCUGCUUCCAGGUGUCCCAAAAUCCCUUACUGUACAGCCUGGUAUCUCAGGCAACAGCAGUAAAGAUCAGGCAGCUGGAGACGAUCAUCGGAGAUGAUCCAGGUGAGCGAGGAAUCAGAGCUUUAUUUGUUCAGGAUGAACUCCUGCGCUCCUGUCUGGCUCUCUCCCAUUCCUCUUCUGUUGCCAUAACAACCGGCUUCCCUACACACUACAUGCACAGUCCUCCUGAUGAAACUGAUGGCCCACCUGGAGCCAUUGCCAUGGCAACCAUGCUGCUGUCUCUGGGGAAACGGGUAACUAUGGUGACAGACCGCCGGGCGCUGGAGAUGAACCGGGCCAUCAUCGAUGAAGCAGUGAGGACAGGAGUCCUGAGUGCUGCGGUCCCAUUGGUCACGUUUGAAGACAGCGGUCCAGAUGCUGCGCUACACUUCCUGUGUCACCAUGGGGACCCUAACAAGCCCAGAUUUGACCACCUGGUGGCGAUAGAGCGCAGUGGACGGGCUGCAGAUGGAAACUACUACAACAUGAGAGGCGUGAACAUCAAACACCUGGUGGAUCCAGUGGACGACCUGUUCAUUGCUGCCAAACACAUACCUGGAAUCAGCACCACAGGAAUAGGUGAUGGUGGGAACGAGCUGGGGAUGGGGAAGGUGAAGGAGAAGGUGCAGAGCCUGAUGCCCAAAGGCAGUCUGAUAGCCUGUGACGUCCCUGCAGACUUUGCCAUCACCGCUGGUGUGUCUAACUGGGGAGGGUACGCUGUGGCCUGCGGGCUCUACCUGCUCCACACCUGCCCAUCACACCGGCGCUACCUGAAGAGAGGGCUGGGGCUGGAACCUGUGACCCCCACAGAGCAGCUGCAGGCCUGGACCGCUAACUUGCCGUCUGUGGAGAAGGAGGAGUCCUUCCUGUCCACUCUGGUUAAAUUUGGGAUCCGAAGCGGGAAAACCGGACACCUGGCAAUGGAGGUGGAUGGCCUGACCUUUCACCCCACCCAUUCUGACAUCAUCACCAGACUGCUGGAAGUCACAGGAAGCUGCAGCACACCUCCUCCGGACUGUUAGCAGACACUGAUAUAAACCAGAGUGCAAACUUUAUUCCUAAUCACAGUUUGAUUACUGAAGCAGGGAAACACAGGAAGAGUGUGACUGUGGGUUAGACGCUGCCUGGUUACCUUUCAGCCUUUCUUUAAAUCCCACACAAAGCAAAGUGGACACCCCUCCUCCUCCCCCUCCUUCUCCUCCCUCCUCUCUUGUCUGGCUCUUUGCUGUAAUUAUUAAAUCAGAGCUUUAAUGCUUCCACUAGUUAAAGAAUAAACUCUCUCAGAUGCAUCGCUGCUGACGGGAGCUCGUACAUGUGUGAACAGAUUGUAUUGCAGUACUCUUCAUCAUUCGUGGGGAUGAUGAGAAUAUGUUUGGAUGGAAGCUGUGAAUGGCUCAGUUUGUUUGGAGGCUCCUGAGGCCCAGUUUCCUGUGAAGGGGGCAGCUACAGAUGGAAGGAUAUCCAAGUGUUACAAUUCUCUUUGCUGAGAAACCAAGUGAAGGAGUCUUUGUGUCCUUUAAAAAACACUUUUAAUUCCUAAAGAGAGUUACCCUUUAUGAUAAAUAUGGGCAAACAGCCAGCAGCUACAGCCGCCUGUGUCACCAUCCAGCUGUCAGUCAAAGAGGCCACGCCCCUAAUAAAACUAUUAGGGGCAGAUGACUGCCCCUCCCUGAGCCUGGUUCUGCUGGAGGUUUCUUCCU
Archocentrus centrarchus (flier cichlid) is the source of this 2934-nucleotide messenger RNA. It is a transcript of the gene dglucy, whose product is annotated as D-glutamate cyclase. Gene Ontology annotation, biological process: glutamate metabolic process. The transcript is spliced from 16 exons. Bases 331 to 2256 code for a protein of 641 amino acids. Lineage: Eukaryota; Metazoa; Chordata; Actinopteri; Cichliformes; Cichlidae. Gene Ontology annotation, molecular function: D-glutamate cyclase activity. The record is from RefSeq and is a predicted model, not a curated record.